Henningerozyma blattae CBS 6284 is the source of this 357-nucleotide messenger RNA. It is a transcript of the gene RPB11, whose product is annotated as DNA-directed RNA polymerase II core subunit RPB11. Gene Ontology annotation, biological process: transcription by RNA polymerase II. The transcript has a single exon. NCBI's taxonomy places the organism in Eukaryota, Fungi, Ascomycota, Saccharomycetes, Saccharomycetales, Saccharomycetaceae. Gene Ontology annotation, molecular function: protein dimerization activity; DNA binding. Gene Ontology annotation, cellular component: RNA polymerase II, core complex. The coding region runs from base 1 to 357 and encodes 118 amino acids. The record is from RefSeq and is a predicted model, not a curated record.
AUGAAUGCUCCAGACAGAUUCGAAUCCUUCUUGUUGGGUGAAGGAGAAUCCAAGUUACAAAUAGAACCAGAUACCAAGGCUCCCAACACUGUGGUCAUCACGUUUGAAAAAGAAGACCAUACCUUGGGUAACUUGAUCAAGUCUGAGUUGCUACACGACCCUAAGGUGCUUUUUGCCGCCUACAAGGUUGAACACCCAUUGUUUGCUAGAUUCAAAAUGAGAAUACAAACUGUGGAAGGGUACGAUCCAAAGGACGCUCUUAGGAAAGCAUGUAACUCCAUUAUUAAAAAACUGGGGAUAUUAAAAACCAACUUCGAAACAGAAUGGAACUUACAGACUUUGGCCUCUGAUGAUUAA